AAGUUUUUUUAUACCUGUUUCAAAAAUGACUACUGAUCAACCUUCCGUUCGUGUGCAUCCUGUUCCUGCAUGUCUUUUGGACUCCUCAAAGAAUCCUACUCCAUUUGUGGACUCCAUGGAAAAGUACAAAUCCAUGUGGACAGAAAGUGUUGAGAAUCCCGAUCAAUUCUUUGGAAACUUGGCUCGUGAAUUGAUUACUUGGUCCAAGGACUUCAAAACCGUUCGACACGGUUCUUUCGAGAAAGGCGAUGUUGCAUGGUUUUUGGAAGGAGAAUUGAAUGUUUCUUACAAUUGCGUGGACAGACAUGCUCUUGCCAAUCCAGACAAAAUAGCUAUCAUUCACGAAGGAGACGAACCCGACCAAAGUCGCAAUAUCACUUAUGCCGAAUUAUUACGGUCUGUCUGUCAAAUGGCCAACACAUUAAAGAAUUUAGGCGUUCGUAAGGGCGAUGCUGUUGCCAUUUACAUGCCUAUGAUACCCGAAGCUCUCAUUGCUAUGCUGGCUUGUACUCGUAUUGGUGCAGUUCACUCUGUUGUUUUUGCCGGUUUCUCUUCAGAUUCUCUUCGUGAUCGUGUUGUAGAUUGUUCCGCUAGAAUUGUCAUUACUUCGGAUGAAGGUCGUCGUGGCGGUAAAUCAGUAGCUACCAAGCGUAUUGUCGACGACGCUCUGCGCUCCAAUCAAACUCAAGUCGAGAACGUCAUCGUGUUCCGCCGCACUGGAUCACCCAUUGAUUGGGUUGAAGACCGUGACCUUUGGUGGCAUGAAGAAAUGGCAAAGGCCAGAACUUUCUGUCCCGCUGAGCCUAUGAAUGCUGAAGACCCGCUUUUCCUCUUGUAUACUUCUGGUUCUACUGGUACUCCCAAGGGAAUUUUGCACACCACAGGUGGCUACCUUUUGGGCGCCGCGAUGACUGUAAAAUACAUCUUUGAUUACCAUGAGGGGGAUAUCCACGCUUGUAUGGCCGAUGUAGGAUGGAUUACUGGUCACACUUACAUUCUCUACGGUCCUUUGGCCUUGGGAGGUACAACUGUUUUGUUCGAAUCAACGCCUACCUAUCCUACUCCCAGCCGUUUCUGGGAAUUGAUUGAAAAAUACAAGAUUACACAAUUUUACACCGCUCCCACUGCUAUUCGUGCUCUUCGUCGCCUUGGUGACAAGUGGGUUGAGAAGCAUGAUUUAUCUUCCCUUCGCGUGAUCGGUUCUGUAGGUGAGCCCAUCAACCCCGAAGCAUGGGAUUGGUACAACGAAAAGGUCGGCCGCGGCCAAUGCGCUGUUGUCGAUACGUACUGGCAAACGGAAACGGGCUCCAUCAUUAUCACCCCACUUCCUGGUUCGCAUUCCACAAAACCAGGAUCUGCUACUUUGCCCUUCUUUGGUAUUAAGCCUGUUAUCCUCGAUCCUACGACAGGCAAAGAGGUGACCCAAGUGCAUGAAACCGGUGUUCUUGCUAUCAGUCAACCUUGGCCAUCCAUGGCUCGUUCUGUUUACAACAAUCACACUCGCUUCUUGGAAACCUAUCUUCAACCCUACCCCGGCUACUAUUUCACCGGUGAUGGAGCUUAUCGUGACGAGGACGGUUACAUCUGGGUUCAAGGGCGUGUGGACGAUGUCAUCAAUGUCUCUGGUCAUCGUCUCUCCACUGCCGAAAUUGAAUCCGCUUUGAUCCACCAUGAGGCCGUCGCCGAAGCAGCCGUGAUUGGCGGACAUGACGAUUUGACAGGCCAAUGUAUCCAUGCUUUCGUUUCCAUCAAGCCUAAUGUAGAUGUUUCAGAAGGUUUGGAUAAGGAAUUGACACUGUUGGUGCGUAAGACCAUUGGUCCUUUCGCCACUCCUAAGCGUAUCUAUAUUGUGAAUGACCAUCCCAAGACUCGUUCUGGAAAGAUUAUGCGUCGUAUCUUGAGAAAGAUCGUGAACGGUGAACAUGAAUCCCUCGGUGAUAUCUCUACAUUGGCCGAUCAAUCUGUUGUUCCUGCUCUGAUUCAGCUUGUUCAUGGUUAAAGUGGGAAAGCUAUAGAUAAUUUAACAAUACUAUUCCUACUCUACAUCCUUCUCAACACCCUAAAAUCAUAGGAUUCCUUCCUCUCUUCCUUAUGUCAUCCAUACCGCCCAUACGCUAAACAUUUACUUUUUAUAUUAUUGCUACCUUUGUACAUUCUUACAGUCCUGAUUACCCUCAUCUAUCAAUAAACCAUCUCACACACUCUGUCAUUCAAUGAAAAUGAUGAUGUGUUUUGCCUCUUUUUAAAAAAAAA
Messenger RNA from Mycotypha africana, 2253 nucleotides. RefSeq names its product acetyl-coenzyme A synthetase. Gene Ontology annotation, molecular function: AMP binding; acetyl-CoA synthetase activity. NCBI's taxonomy places the organism in Eukaryota, Fungi, Mucoromycota, Mucoromycetes, Mucorales, Mycotyphaceae. The record is from RefSeq and is a predicted model, not a curated record. Gene Ontology annotation, cellular component: cytosol. The coding region runs from base 26 to 1999 and encodes 657 amino acids. The transcript is spliced from 3 exons.